UUGCGGUGCAACAAUACGCAAGGCGCCAAGAAACGCAGCUGUAAAUAAAGGCAAAAGUCAUGUUAAGGUGAAUGAGAAACGGAAGUGUCUCUUUGAAGGAGAAUCCUCAAAACAAACAGAAAGCAUCAGUUAUCAUAAUGAGGAGGAGGAGGAAAAUGAAAUAAAGGAGGAGGAGGAGGAGCAAGAGGAAGAGAGUAGUGAAGAUUGUGUCUUGGAGGAAAGGCAUUUGAUUCAAACCGAGAGACGUAACAUAAGUAAGCAGGAAACAUCACCGAAUGAUCGCUUAUCUCGGAAAAGCUCCGUCUUUCAAACCGGCAAACGGUCAUGUGGUUUAUUAAACGAACCACUUUAUCUCUUCACCAUCCCGAUUCAUUUCUUGAUAAUUUUCUCCAUUUAUGCGUGGAUGCUGUUUCUGGUCCCCCACGCUGAACACCUGGGAAUCCCUCCUUCCAAAGCAGUCUUUCUCUCCACAAUUGGCGGCAUAGGUGGCAUCAUCAGUCGGACUAUCUUCAUUAUCCUCGUCGACAAAGGCAUCAAUGUCUAUGUCGUCUACAUCGCUAUAGGUCUCAUCGGAACGGCAUCAUUUCUGCUGGACUUCAUCAGUUCUGCUUACGCGGUGCGUGCUACCUUGGCUUUUGUCCAAGGUUUCUCCUUCUUCAUCGAGGAUGCUAUUAUGGCCACUUUAUUCAAAGAUGCAGUCUUUGAUGAUCGGAAUUUUAACAUGGCCGUGGCUGUCAGUCAAUUGGCGCAAGGACUAGGGGCGAUAAGUGCAGGAACAUUUACAGGUUACCUGUUUGAUGUCACCCAGUCAUUCACGAAGGUGUUCAUCAUUGUCGGCUUCAUCCAUGUCGUCAUGGUCGUUCAUCUCUUCAUCGUAUCGAUCCUUAUCAAGAGACGACGACAAGAUGCCAGCUCUGAUUUUGACCACUGAGGAUUUAGAAGAGGCAGAAAUGUACCCCCUAUACCGAACAACCGAGUAAUAUCAUGCCAUUAGUUACUAAUGGCUAAUAGUAACGACUAACUGUUUUUCCCAUGAUUCUAAACUAUCUAUUUUGAUUGCUUUUAGUAUACAUAUUUAAAAGGAUACUGGUUAUUGGAAAUGUAUGAGUCGAGAGUAUAACCUCUGAUUACUUCCAAACUUUAACUCAGGGUUUCUAUACCUGGCCAUGUUAUUGGAACAUCUAUGUUCCAAUUUAAGAGUAUGUAUAUGGACCGAGAUGAAUUUGACGAAUUUGACGAUUCACAUGUAAGAUACACAUGUAGUUUACUAACCAAGCCAAAAAUUGUUUCGCCUCAUUAAUAAAUCGGAUAUAAUGAGUAGGUAAACUGAUUAUGAAAAACCUUUUGUACGCACAGGUACAGCUAGUGCCGCUCCCUUCUUCAUGCAUGAGUUACCUAUUUGCUUGACCGAAAAGUCGGGGCAAAUUUACCAACCGCGUUGACAGGUACGAUUGCAUCUGAGAAAGGGCAGGGCAAGCGCCAUUGGAACUGUGCGGGGUGUAUUUUUUCUUUACACGACAGUCUGUGAAUUUACGGUUUUAAUUUCAAUAAACGCGCUCGCCAAGAGUCUAGCUAGCUAGCUUACCCUACGCAUGCGCACAUGGUAAUCAUUAGAGAUAGUGAUAGAGUUAUAAUAAUCAUGCAAACCCUUUUAUAAACCCAUAGCUAGAUCAAUCGGGAAGGACAGUGUCAUGCAAUCUUGUUGGUUCGAAUCUCAGUAUUUAUUCAUUUCUAUUUUUGGCCUUUAUAAAUGGUGAGACAAAUCAAUAACUAAUUAAAGUCCAAUUGUUUGUGUUCUCUUUUUAAGCUUUUGUAGCUAAACUAGAUAGCUAGCUAGACUCUUCGUGAGCGCGUAUAUUGAAAUUUAAGCCGUAAAAUCACAGGCUGUCGUGUAAAAAAAAAUACGCGUGCGGGGGGUAGCGGUUGUCAAGCUGAUUUGUUAUUGUAAAUUUAGUUAACAGAUGUAUUUGUAUAAUUUAGUUAAGAAUGAAAAAACGAAGACAAAUAUAGAAAGUAUAUAACUAAUUAUCAAUUCAGAGAGAGAGAGAGAGGGGAAAAUGAUAAUAUUAAAGUCAUUGGUAAAAGUAAUCGAUUAUGACUAUUAUAAGGAAAGAGGAAGAAGAGACCGCGUUUUUGAUGGGUCUUGUUGGUUGGGGCCAGUAUUCAUUCGCUGAGUUUAUUUAGUCCCCCCUCCCCAAACUGAAUCCUUUGUUUACUUUUAUAAAAUGAGUCAGGCACGGAGAAUGUGUAUCAUGUAUAAUUUAUGUUGGAAAUACUUAUUACUUUUAGUUAAACUGUAUGUACAUUAUAGUAAGUAAGAUUUUUUUUUUUUUUAAGUAGAUGAAUAUGUAUGGCCUUGGUCAAGAGUGAGGGGUGGAUACUUGGAGAUGAUCAUACAGAAGAUGUCAGUAAGAGGAGGGUCAGGAAGUCUCGAGUGUAGGAGAUAAUUCCAGUGAAUUUACUAUAUUUCCAAGGUAUGUUAAUAUAUACUCAUAUGUGAUUUAGCAUACGUUUGAAAUUUUAAACAGUGACAAUGUUUUGCCCAUACAUUGCACGCUAGCUGCACGCACAACAGAUUUUUCUCCAUGACUGCGAGUUCGCUGUGAUAUAGAAUGUUUGACUCUUUGAAUAGAUACUUUUAUUUUGUAUAUAUAAUGAGAUGUGAUAUAGCAGUAGAUUAUCUAAAGGAAUUCUGUCAUUAUAUGAGAGGUAUCUGUCUUAUUAUUCAAGUGGUUUUAGUAUUUAAUUGUGGAAUUAUACUGAGUAAUUUAGUUAGAGGGUGCAUAGUCGAAGCACAUUGUUGCAAGUUAGUGUGGCUUUAUUUCAGAGUUUGCAUACUAAGCGGAUGAUGACUAGUCUAUGUGUAGCUUUUGGUAAGAAUCAGUUCGUUAGUAUUGUAGGUCAUAUAUUAUUGAUAUUAACAACUUUGUUAUAUAAUAAUAAUACCAUCAAUAGAGAUACAUUUUGGUCCGGUUUAGAAAAGGAUAUAUUAUCGCAGGAAGAUUUAGCAAAAUGACCAUACUAGAUAAUUGAUAUGGUUUUAGGACACCUACCCCCUGGACAUCCACCCCCGGAUAACCACCCCAAUCAACUACCCCCUAGGACGACUACCCCCUAAGACAACUUACCCUAGACAACUUCCCCUUAGGAAAACUUCCCCCUAGGACAACUACCCCCGAACAACUACCCCUAGCACAACUACCUCCCGGACAACUAUCCUAGGGGAAGUUGUCCGGGGGUAGUUUUCCUAUGGGGUAGUUGACCAGGAGGUAGUCGCCCUAGAGGGUGGUUGCCGUAUGAGAUGUAUGUCCUAGGGCACGGGUGGCCAACCCGCGGCCGGCGAGUUCUUCUGGUGCGGCCCGUGGAGCAUCGAAUAAGUAAUUAUAAAAAUAGCUCAUGAAUGAAAUGCGGCCUGCCAGCAGCGAUUAAGUAGAGUAAAACAUAUACACACAGCUACCUCUAUGUCCAUUAUUUGUUUUCAUCAUUCACAACAUAUUGUCUCGUUAGUGGUUGAUACAAAACUCCUCAAAUUCUCUCUCAUUACAUUACACGACAUGAACAUCACUCGCCUUAUUAAUUUCAGUUUGAAAUUUCCGCACGCAGUAACGUUUGUAAAAUAUACAAAUGUUGUGAAUGGAGACAUAUGUUUGGAAUGCCAUACUUGAAACUUACAACC
Strongylocentrotus purpuratus (purple sea urchin) is the source of this 3676-nucleotide messenger RNA. RefSeq lists its product as uncharacterized. Gene Ontology annotation, molecular function: monocarboxylic acid transmembrane transporter activity. The record is from RefSeq and is a predicted model, not a curated record. The transcript has 2 exons. Bases 404 to 931 code for a protein of 175 amino acids. NCBI's taxonomy places the organism in Eukaryota, Metazoa, Echinodermata, Echinoidea, Camarodonta, Strongylocentrotidae.